AUGUCCGAUAACACUUUUAUUAAAGAACUUGAAUUCGUACAACUGCUUUGUAAUCCCGAUUAUUUGAAAUGGUUAUUCGAACAAGGAUAUUUUGAAAAUAAAUCUUUUAAAGACUUAAUUAAACAUCUUCAAUAUUGGAAAGAAGAUAAAUACAAAAUAUAUUUAACAUAUCCUUAUUGUCUGAACAUUCUUGACAUACUUAAUAAGGAGGAUGUCAUUCAAACACUAAAAGAUGAAUCUUUUUAUGUAAGAAUAGCACAAGAACAAUUUUUGCUUUGGAAAUCUAGGCGAGAUGAUUAA
Messenger RNA from Vairimorpha ceranae, 300 nucleotides. RefSeq names its product mediator of rna polymerase ii transcription subunit 31. Gene Ontology annotation, biological process: regulation of transcription by RNA polymerase II. The coding region runs from base 1 to 300 and encodes 99 amino acids. NCBI's taxonomy places the organism in Eukaryota, Fungi, Microsporidia, Nosematidae. The transcript has a single exon. The record is from RefSeq and is a predicted model, not a curated record. Gene Ontology annotation, molecular function: transcription coregulator activity. Gene Ontology annotation, cellular component: core mediator complex; mediator complex.